Molecule: messenger RNA, 837 nt
Organism: Corticium candelabrum
Lineage: Eukaryota; Metazoa; Porifera; Homoscleromorpha; Homosclerophorida; Plakinidae
Product: complement C1q and tumor necrosis factor-related protein 9-like
Exons: 3
Coding region: 346-837 (163 amino acids)
Biological process (GO): extracellular matrix organization
Molecular function (GO): extracellular matrix structural constituent conferring tensile strength
Source: RefSeq, a predicted model, not a curated record
GAGAAAACAGCGAUUGUAACCCAAAUUACCGGGGAGUGUCCACAAUUAGUGGUGGGUGACAAUGUGAGAGAUCAAUGCAAUAGAGUGUUGUCACAAAAGUGAUGUCUCAUCUAUGACAAUGACAACAUGCUCGAGCAUCACAGAAGUGGAAAAGAGGAGGAGAUGGAUAUGAAAACUUAUUGAGACAAUCUUUUGUAGAUGGAUUUUGGAAACAUCAGAUUAGGUGGAAAUGUUCUGUUUCAGACUAGACUGUACCCACCCCGGAUGUGAGGGUGUGUGAGGAGGAGUAUAUAAGAGCAAGCUCACCAGCUCACUUCAUCAGUAUCGAGGAUAUCGGUCAUCAUCAUGUUUUCAUUUUCUGUGACAGUUCUGGUGCUCAUUCAAGUCAUUGCUACUUCUGGUGGUCAAAGUGUGUCGGAUGAGAGAAAUCAGCAGACGUGUGUGUCUGCUGGUGUUCCUGGAGUACCUGGAGUAAAUGGAUCACCCGGACGAGAUGGAAUGAAAGGAGAAACGGGGAAGAACGGAGAGAAAGGAUUAGUGGGAGAUGAUGGUGGACAAGGAAUAAAAGGAGAAAAAGGAAGGAAAGGAGAGAAAGGGAUAAAAGGGGAGAGAGGAUUGGUUGGAGAUGUCGGUGGUAAAGGUAAUGCUGGAAAGAUAGGCCCACAAGGCCCAGAAGGUCCACAAGGGAUAAAAGGAGAAACAGGAAGGAAAGGAGAGAAAGGAGAAGCUGUGACACUCAACUGGAAACAGUGUGUGUGGUAUAGAGAUGAUUCUAAGGACAGUGGUCUCAUUCAGGUUAUUCCAACUCAAUUUGUGAUUACAAUUAUCAACGUGUGA